UUUGAAGAUAUCCAGCACUUAAAGCGGGCAUUUGCGGAAGUGAAACUACCGAAAAUGGAUGAAACACACAAGAAGGUGGCAUCGGUGAACAAUAAUGGCAGCACACUCUUGCGUUGUUUCAAUUGCAAUUCGAAGGGACACUGGGCCAAAGAGUGCAGGAAGCCAAAGCGCGAAAAAGGGUCAUGCUAUGCCUGUGGUGAGAUGGGGCACUUUGCAGCAAAGUGCCUGAAAAACAAGAAUGUGGAUGAAAACAAUUACCAUGCCUCAUAGACACGGGAAGCCCCAUUUCGUUCAAAAAAAUUAGUAAAGUACC
This is a messenger RNA of Drosophila sechellia, 313 nucleotides long. Its product is annotated as zinc finger protein GIS2-like. Gene Ontology annotation, molecular function: zinc ion binding; nucleic acid binding. NCBI's taxonomy places the organism in Eukaryota, Metazoa, Arthropoda, Insecta, Diptera, Drosophilidae. Bases 55 to 270 code for a protein of 71 amino acids. The transcript is spliced from 2 exons. The record is from RefSeq and is a predicted model, not a curated record.